AGUAACUGGGUCAGGUAUAUUUAGUUCAUUGAACCAGGGAAAAACAGCGAGUGUGUGUCUCGCUUCCUCUUCCGUCUCUGUUGAAGCGCUUGUGUAGUGUUGACGUGUCUCUAAAGCGCUUUCUUACUCAGCUGUAGUAGAGUUUUUUCGCCGGUAGUCAGAACGAAAACUGGAGAGACCUAUUGACACAUAAGGACCACACACUCAAAGAUCGUAACGCUUGGGAAAUCAUCAUGGGCAUCAAAUUCCUGGAGGUAAUAAAGCCAUUCUGCGCCGUCUUACCUGAAAUCCAGAAACCUGAAAGAAAGAUCCAGUUCAGAGAGAAGGUACUAUGGACAGCCAUCACUCUCUUCAUUUUCCUCGUGUGCUGCCAGAUUCCCCUGUUUGGCAUCAUGUCCUCAGACUCUGCAGAUCCCUUCUACUGGAUGAGAGUCAUUCUGGCCUCCAACAGAGGUACCCUGAUGGAGCUGGGUAUCUCUCCCAUAGUCACCUCUGGCCUAAUCAUGCAGCUCCUGGCCGGGGCUAAGAUCAUUGAGGUGGGAGACACCCCCAAAGACAGGGCCCUCUUCAACGGAGCACAGAAAUUGUUUGGUAUGAUCAUCACCAUUGGUCAGGCCAUUGUGUAUGUGAUGACUGGAAUGUAUGGAGAUCCCUCCGAUAUGGGCGCUGGGAUCUGUCUGCUCAUCAUCAUCCAGCUGUUUGUGGCAGGUCUGAUCGUGCUGCUGCUGGAUGAGCUGCUGCAGAAGGGUUAUGGUCUGGGCUCUGGUAUCUCCCUGUUCAUCGCCACCAACAUCUGUGAGACCAUUGUCUGGAAGGCCUUCAGCCCCACGACUGUCAACACUGGCAGAGGCACAGAGUUUGAAGGAGCCAUCAUUGCCCUCUUCCAUCUGCUGGCCACACGGACAGACAAGGUGCGCGCCCUGAGAGAGGCCUUCUACCGCCAGAACCUGCCCAAUCUUUUGAACCUCCUCGCUACCGUCUUCGUCUUUGGUGUAGUCAUAUACUUCCAGGGCUUCAGGGUGGACCUGCCCAUCAAGUCUGCCCGUUACCGUGGCCAGUACAACACUUAUCCCAUCAAGCUCUUCUACACCUCCAACAUUCCCAUCAUCCUCCAGUCUGCCCUCGUGUCCAACCUGUACGUCAUCUCUCAGAUGCUCUCCACUCGCUUCAGUGGCAACUUCCUGGUUAACCUGCUGGGUACCUGGUCUGACACAUCGUCAGGCGGUCCAGCUCGUGCCUACCCAGUGGGUGGGCUCUGUUACUACUUCUCUCCCCCGGAGUCGUUUGGUUCGGUCCUAGAUGACCCCAUCCACGCUGCCAUCUACAUCUGCUUCAUGCUGGGCUCCUGUGCAUUUUUCUCCAAGACCUGGAUCGAGGUGUCUGGCUCCUCUGCCAAAGAUGUGGCUAAGCAGCUAAAGGAGCAGCAGAUGGUGAUGAGGGGACACAGAGAGACCUCCAUGGUUCAUGAACUCAACAGGUACAUCCCCACAGCGGCGGCCUUUGGUGGUCUCUGUAUCGGUGGCCUUUCUGUCAUGGCGGACUUCCUGGGUGCUAUCGGCUCGGGCACAGGUAUCCUGCUGGCCGUCACCAUCAUCUACCAGUACUUUGAGAUCUUUGUCAAGGAGCAGAGUGAAGUGGGCAGCAUGGGAGCCCUGCUCUUCUAGACAGACACCUGGCUACAAUACCUGCUAUGUAACCACCCUCUUAAUGCACAUGGACAUGCCCCAGAUCAGACCAAGUCCUACCAACCUCUUAUUAUUCACAUUAUUUUAUGUCCAUUUAGAUUUUUUAAAUCUGCACAAUGAAUCUGUUCUCUCCUGUGUCAUUUUCCGGAUGCUUUCUGGCAUCUCCCCAUGACAUGGCCUAUAGGAGGUUCAGCCCAAACAGAAUGGUUUGUGUAGUGAAGUGGUGGGACUGACUACAUCCUGACACUCACAACACACAGAUCAACAGAUGGCCCUUUUCAGACUGAGACAACAGCUCUGUGGUAUGCAAGCAUGUAUACUGCACUGGGAUGAGGGCAGUCCCUCUCUUACUGGACUUAUUUCAUACAACCCAACACAGUAUACAUAGGAACGCUUUGGUUUUCUGCUUAAAUUCCAUCACCUCGAUUACCUGGAGGAUAUAGGCAUGAGUGUACAGUAUACCUUUACAACUGGGCUCUUUGGUACAAUCUUUUGAGUGGCCAUCAGGUUUUGACUUAAUGGCCACUCAUUUCACUAAUUGAGUAGCAAGGAAAGGUUUGGUCAAGACUCUCAGAAUUUUUCAGAAUAUAACCAUGUUUGUCCGCCAGACGUGACUGUUUAAAGCCGUGUUCCAAUAUACUGUAGGGUCAGGAAGUUGAGCGUAGGGCUCUUAGAAUGUGGUGCAGAUUUGUCAAAUGUUUGCUUUUUAUUUUUGUGAAAGUGUGCAUUGGAAGAGUUAUCAAGUUAACCACUCAUAGCAGGAGGUCCUCUCUGUUGAAACUGGGCUGAAGGGAAGUGGCGUACAUUUAGGGAGAUGUAAUCGUACUUGUAUGCCACGUUCAUACCUGUUGCCCAUUUUGUUGGGUGAGGAAAGAUAUAUUUUUUUUUUCAUUGUCUGCUUUGAGCAGGACUGUAUUAAACACUUUCACACAUCGUGAAUUUUGGUUUUCUGUAUAUAUAUAUACCAUGCAUUGAAUUAAUCUACAGUGUAAAAUAACAGUUUUUUAGAAUAUGUAAAAAUGCUGUUCCGAACAAAUGUAUUCUGAGAAUAAAAAAGAUCAUUCUCAAUAAAAACUCA
This is a messenger RNA of Coregonus clupeaformis (lake whitefish), 2763 nucleotides long. RefSeq names its product protein transport protein Sec61 subunit alpha-like. The record is from RefSeq and is a predicted model, not a curated record. Lineage: Eukaryota; Metazoa; Chordata; Actinopteri; Salmoniformes; Salmonidae. Gene Ontology annotation, biological process: SRP-dependent cotranslational protein targeting to membrane, translocation; post-translational protein targeting to membrane, translocation. Gene Ontology annotation, cellular component: Sec61 translocon complex; membrane. The transcript has 12 exons. The coding region runs from base 234 to 1664 and encodes 476 amino acids. Gene Ontology annotation, molecular function: ribosome binding; signal sequence receptor activity; transmembrane protein transporter activity.